UUUCUUUUCAUUUUAUUUCAUAUUAUUUCAUUUUAUUUAUUUAUUUUAUUUUAUUUUUUCAAAUGGGAGUCAAUGGCGCAUGGGCAUUUUUGCAGUAUAAUGAUAUUAAAGGAACAAGAAGGGAUAGGCUUGGAUCUUUUAAAUUUGAAGAAAAGAUUUAUGUGGAUGUGGUUGGAACGUUUUAUGAUAUCCUUAAAAAACACUUUUGGUUAUGUGAUGAUGAAGAUAAUGAGGGUAGUCUAGCUAUUGCAGCUAAGAGGUCUCUUUAUGAGAUCUCAACUAUUAUUAACAAGCAUAAAUAUAUCCUUUGUAUUGAUGGAGAACGCACGCUUGAACGAAGAAAGGGUCAUCAACAGCGGCUUCAAUUAAAAUUAAAUACUCAAGCUAACAUAUCAAAUGCAUUAGAUAAAUUUCUUGAUAAGAGAAUAAAGAAAAAGGGAGAUUGUAACAAGCUGAUGUACUUGUCCAAGAAGUUGUUUAGAUUUAGUGAAAAUGCGACCAAAGCAUUUGUUCAGCUAUGUCGUAAAACUGGUUGGGAAGUCAUGAUUGGGGAUGGUGAAGCAGAGGUUGCAGUGGGCCGUUUAGGAGGUAUUGUCGUCACUCAAGAUUCUGACCUACUCUUUUACCCUAAAAUAAAAGUUGUUAUUAAACCUCUUAAUGAAGGAGGAUAUGUUCUUUACGAGAAGGACGAUAUUCUUAGCGUUUUAGGAAUCACGAAUGAAGUAUGGACUACUCUAGGGAUUCUUGCAGAUAAUGAUUAUGAUUCUGACAACUUUUUGCCUAAAGGCCUUUAUAAUUCAGAUAGGCAUCGGAAAACUUUGUAUGCAGAUCAAUUUGAGGAUAAUUACAAUAGAAUGCUCGAAUGUCUUGAUACCAUUGUAAAUAAAACAAUACCUGUAACAACAGCUGAAUUAGUACAGGAAUACAUUCAGGCUUUCUUAACGUUAAUGAACAAACAGGAAGUUAAAGAAAUUCAGUUUGACGCUUACAGGAACUCUUAUCGAAUCUUUGUUCUUCAAAAGGAAGAGAUAACCAAGGAUGAACAUAUGCUUAAUAAGCUGAUUACACUUGAACCUCGACACAUUAUUAAAAAGAUUCUGGAUAGUGAUGCUGAAUGGAAACCAAACUAUUUGCUCAAAUCACUUUAAAACACACACACACACACAUCGUUAUGACUAACAUAUAUGUUUAACUAUCCUUACUUUACAUUGGAUUUAUUGUCUGAAACAUAAACUUCUUAAUAAAUACUAUCUACGUAUUUAUUUAUUAUCUCUUUUGCAU
Messenger RNA from Cokeromyces recurvatus, 1281 nucleotides. RefSeq lists its product as uncharacterized. The record is from RefSeq and is a predicted model, not a curated record. The transcript has a single exon. Lineage: Eukaryota; Fungi; Mucoromycota; Mucoromycetes; Mucorales; Mucoraceae. The coding region runs from base 63 to 1148 and encodes 361 amino acids.